AGAACAUAUUUUAUAAAAAAAUUCAAUUUGUAGUUUUGCACGUCCUUUUCAAAAUGUCGAAAAUUUAUCUGAAGGCCAUGGAGGAGGUGGUGCAGCGGAACAACGAAAACACGAACCGGAUUACGGAACAGGCCCAGGGAUUCGUGGUGUCGGAAAAUGCCACCGAUAGUCUGCUGCACACAUCCUUCGAUCUGACCACCGCCCAGUCGAUUGUGAAGCACCUGCACUCCAGUUUCCUGAAAUUGGCCCAGAGUUGCGUUCGUGAUUUGGAUCCCGAAGAUAAGCUGUGCUUCCUGCGCGUGAAAACCCGCAAACAUGAGUUCCUGGUUAGUCCGGAGGAGGUGUUCACUGUGACCGUGGUGUUGUAGCCCCCUUUGCCCACCGAAGGGUUAAUGAACAAUGUUUACACACUAGGAAGGAGGAGUAAAAAGGAUAGAAACACACCCACUACUGCUACUGCUGUCUCACUCGCUCAUUGAUGGUGUUGCUGUUGUUGUUGUGCAAAUUGCCGGUAUUCUUUAACCCCCCGAAAACCCAAAAAACUAAACGAGCCAUAAAAUUAUGAACAUAACAUUUAUGCGUGUGACCCGGCCAAACUAAAUUAUGUUUAUUAUGUAAUUAAGAUGUUGGCACAUAGAUGCCGAUGUCUCUCGACCAUUAAAAAUAACCACGAGAAGCGGGCAAAAAUCCGCAAAAAGCGGAAAA
Molecule: messenger RNA, 705 nt
Organism: Drosophila takahashii
Lineage: Eukaryota; Metazoa; Arthropoda; Insecta; Diptera; Drosophilidae
Gene: robl62A
Product: robl62A
Biological process (GO): microtubule-based movement
Cellular component (GO): centrosome; cytoplasmic dynein complex; cytoplasm
Molecular function (GO): dynein intermediate chain binding
Source: RefSeq, a predicted model, not a curated record